AUGGUCCAAGGAUAUUGCAUAGAUGUGUUUCUUGCUGCAAUAAAGUUGCUUCCUUAUGCAGUUCCUUAUAAGUUCAUUCUUUUUGGAGAUGGUCACAAGAAUCCCAACUACGCUGAGCUUGUGAAUAUGAUCACAUCCAAUGUGUUUGAUGCUGCCGUUGGUGACAUUGCUAUUGUUACGAACCGUACAAAGAUUGUGGAUUUUACUCAGCCUUAUGCUGAGUCAGGGCUAGUCAUUGUAGCCCCAGUCAAGAAGUUAAGGUCGAAUGCUUGGGCUUUCUUGCGCCCAUUCACUCCACUAAUGUGGGGAGUCACGGCAGCUUUUUUCCUGACAGUGGGAGUAGUGGUGUGGAUUCUGGAACAUAGAAUAAAUGAUGAGUUUCGAGGGCCUCCUAAGAAACAAAUUAUCACAAUUUUGUGGUUUAGCUUCUCAACUAUGUUUUUCUCCCACAGAGAAAACACAGUCAGCACGCUCGGUCGUUUGGUUCUAAUUAUCUGGCUCUUUGUGGUUUUGAUAAUUAAUUCAAGCUAUACUGCAAGCCUGACAUCAAUCCUUACGGUGCAACAACUCUCCUCACCUGUCAAAGGAAUUGAUUCGUUGAUAACAAGCAAUGAGCCUAUUGGAUACCAAAUAGGUUCAUUUGCUGAAAACUACUUGAUUGAAGAACUCAAUGUUGCUAAAUCCAGGCUUAUUGCUCUUGGCUCACCAGAAGCAUACCGUACUGCCCUGGAGAAAGGGACUGUUGCAGCUGUGGUUGAUGAGCGUCCAUAUGUUGAAAUCUUCCUUUCAGACUACUGCAGGUUCCAGAUUGUUGGCCAAGAGUUCACAAAGAGUGGGUGGGGAUUUGCAUUUCCAAGAGACUCCCCAUUAGCAAUUGACAUGUCAACUGCCAUUCUAACAUUGUCAGAGAACGGUGAUCUUCAGAAGAUUCAUGACAAGUGGCUGAACAAAAGAGGUUGUGGUUCACAAAGUUCUCAGAAUCAAUCGGACCAACUCCAGUUACAGAGUUUUUGGGGGUUAUUCCUCAUCUGUGGAAUUGCUUGCCUCCUUGCUCUCAUUAUUUAUCUGUGCUUAAUGUUACGUCAGUUCAGCCAACAUUACACUGACUCAUCGGAACCUUCUAGGCAUGGCAGUUCACGUUCCGCACGCCUCCAAAAAUUCUUAUCAUUUGCGGAUGAGAGGGAAGAGAUAUGGAAAAGUGAGUCCAAGAGAAAACGCAUGGAAAUGCUAUCAAGAGCUAAUGAAAGAGAACUUGAAUCAAUGGAUGGAUCCAAGAGAGUUGCAGACAUUUGCCAUGAGAAGUAUAAUGUGGAUACCUAG
Molecule: messenger RNA, 1320 nt
Organism: Ilex paraguariensis (yerba mate)
Lineage: Eukaryota; Viridiplantae; Streptophyta; Magnoliopsida; Aquifoliales; Aquifoliaceae
Source: the annotation of a GenBank genome assembly